UUCAUUGACGAAUUCAAUGACCUACAAAUUUACGAAAGGUCGAUCUUACGGAUAAAAAGCCGUCCUAAUAACCUGGACGGAUUAGGUUUAGUUAUAUUAAAAAUCAAAAAUGUUGCGAUCAAUCGUUGUACGAAAUCAAGUUUUGAACACCGGCCUGAAGAAAGCCGUUCGAUCUAAUGUUACAAGAUGCAUGAGCACAGAAUUGGCAAAGAGAAAACAAUCAAAUAAAUUAUUAUCAAGUUCACAAUGCAAGACAAUAUCUGUGGCACCACAAUGGAACACUCAGCUGAGACAAUAUUCAAGUUUACCAUCACAUAUAAAAGUAAAACUCCCAGCUUUAUCUCCUACUAUGGAAAAUGGAUCCAUAGUCAGUUGGGAGAAGAAAGAGGGUGAUAAACUUAAUGAAGGUGAUCUACUUUGUGAGAUUGAAACUGACAAAGCAACAAUGGGAUUUGAGACUCCUGAGGAGGGGUAUUUAGCAAAAAUAUUAAUCCCAGCUGGAACUAAAGGAGUGCCAGUUGGCAAGUUGCUCUGCAUCAUUGUUGAAAAUCAGGCAGAUGUUGCAGCAUUUAAGGACUUCAAAGAUGAUUCACCUGAUCCUGCACCAAAACCGGCAGAAAAAGCAGAGAAGCCAGCAGCCCCCGCUGAGGCGCCGGCGCCGGCCGCCAAGGCCCCCGCGCCGGCCCCUAAGGCGCCCGCUGCGGGCCGCCCCGCCCCGGCGCCGGCGGCCCCUGCCGCAGAAGGUAGGGUCUACGCCAGCCCCAUGGCCAGAAGGCUUGCUGAACUCAAGAAAAUCCGACUUGGAGGGGAAGGUUCUGGACUAUAUGGGUCACUGAAGAGCGGGGAUCUCGCAGGCGCUCCAGCAGCGGAGGCUGCGGAGUCUCGCGGGGCUCCAGCGCCGCCCGCGCCUGCACCCGGCGCUUCUUACGUGGACAUCCCCUUGUCUGGCAUGCGGGAAACCAUCGCGAAGCGUCUUUCCGCCGCCAAACAGAGCAUCCCUCAUUAUCAGCUCACUAUGACUGUGAAUGUUGAGAAGACUCUAGCGAUGAGGAAGAGAGUUAAUGAGCAGCUGCAGGAAGAAAAAGCUGGUGUAAAGGUGUCAGUUAACGAUUUCAUUGUCAAAGCAGUGGCAGCAGCAUGUAAAAGAGUGCCAGUGGUUAAUUCGUACUGGCAAGACACCUUUAUUAGACAAUUCUCAAACGUUGAUGUCAGUGUGGCAGUAGCCACUCCAUCUGGCCUAAUAACACCGAUAUUGUUCAACGCCGAUUCACGAGGCAUCAUCGAUCUAUCCAAGACGAUGAAAGAGCUAGCACAGAAAGCCAAAGAUGGAAAAUUACAACCACAGGAAUACCAGGGUGGAACUGUUACUGUUUCCAACCUCGGAAUGUUUGGUAUUACAAUGUUCAACGCCAUCAUUAAUCCCCCACAAUCGUUAAUAUUGGCGUGCGGUGGUGUACAGGAGUUAGUUAUUGUUGAUAAGAAUAUUCCAGAAGGAUUCCGAACGGCGAAGUUCAUUUCGUUCACGGCUUCAGCAGACCACAGAGUUAUUGAUGGCGCGGUUGGCGCACAAUGGAUGAGCGAAUUAAGAAAGAACCUCGAAGACCCCUCCAAUAUUAUAAUGUAAAAAUGCAACCGACUAACGACAAAUAAUUAUAGACUCAUGGUAUUUGCUGAGUAUACCUAGUAGCCAACGAUUUUUUUACGUAAUUAAGCUAAUAAAUGAAAUGCCUAUAAUGUAUAUCGCCAGAAAUGUUCGAGUAAUAGAUCAGACACAAUAAUACAUUUCUGGUGUGUGAUAUUUGUACUGUUAUUAAAAAUUAAAAUUUUGCAAUGGGUAUAUCAAUAGGUACAUUCUGAAAAUUGUAAUUGAAAAGACAUAUUGUUUUAUAAUGUUUGAAUGUUAUGAUAUUAUUGACAUCUUUUGAAUAGCGGGGGAUAAGCUACAGCGUAUAAAUGAAACUCAGAUGUUCGAUAUCAAAUUGAUAAAUACACAAUACAUUUUGUGUGAAUACAUUUUCAUAUCCUCCUUACGGUAUAUUUGUCGUUGUAUGUAUAUUUUAUAAACAGUGCGGUAAAGAGAAUUGAUUCCAUAAAUUAUUGUAAGUUACUUAAAAAUUCAAGUUGUAAGUGUGUUUGCCCUUAAGUUUCUAUCACCUCAUCAUUCAUUUCACUUUUUACGAAGGACGUGCGAUUGUUAAAGAUGUUAAGUGAUUAUUUAUUUAGCAAAUUAAGUAAUGAACGUACAAUAAUUACAUGUUUAUUAAUGGUGAAUACUCCAUAUAAUUUUAAUGUUACUUGGUAUAUGUUUGCUGCCUAUUAUAUAUUGUAAAGCAGGAGUAUUUCUUGCUUUAUGAUAUGUAACUAAACAUAUAAUCAAUGUCAACAAAUAUAUUAUUUAUUUACAAGUGACUCGGUCAAUUUACACGCAUUUUUGUGAUAUCCGGUGAGUAUUCGGCUAUUGUUUUGGAGUAAAGAUCUACCUGCUUUAUAUCGGUUUAAUUUUUAUUACUUUACAGUAGAAAAAAUCGAUAUUUAUAACUGGAUUAGUCAAGCGUAGGUAUGUAAAUACAUUGGUUAGAUGUUUGGUGCAAGAUGUGAUUGGCAUACUAUGCAAGUGUUGUUAACGUCUUGACUUUUAUAUACUGCCAGUUGAUAUAUGGACGAUAGUGAAAUAUAUUUUAUUCUUA
This is a messenger RNA of Galleria mellonella (greater wax moth), 2687 nucleotides long. RefSeq names its product dihydrolipoyllysine-residue acetyltransferase component of pyruvate dehydrogenase complex, mitochondrial (gene muc). The coding region runs from base 110 to 1624 and encodes 504 amino acids. NCBI's taxonomy places the organism in Eukaryota, Metazoa, Arthropoda, Insecta, Lepidoptera, Pyralidae. Gene Ontology annotation, biological process: pyruvate decarboxylation to acetyl-CoA. The transcript has 10 exons. Gene Ontology annotation, molecular function: dihydrolipoyllysine-residue acetyltransferase activity. Gene Ontology annotation, cellular component: pyruvate dehydrogenase complex. The record is from RefSeq and is a predicted model, not a curated record.